AGGACGGUUUGCGCUCACUCAAAUCUUGCUUGAAAGAUGAAGAUGCAUUUCAUUAUGCCCAAUAUGUUUUGAGAUGGCAGAAAAUACCUGCAGAUCAACGCGCUCAUUUGAUGAGGGAAAAACAGGUGCGAUCGAUAAAUGGUUGCUUCUUCUUCUUCUUCUUUUUCUUCUUCUGGCUUUGGUUGGAAAUACGAUGUGUUCAUCAAUUUCAGAGGGGAAGACACUCGCAGGGGCUUCGUCAGCCAUCUCUACAACGCUCUGGCUAAGAAACCAAUCAACGCCUUCAUUGAUGCCGAAAAGUUCAGAAAAGGCGACCACCUUUCCGAGCUCCUGACAGCGAUUCAAGAGUCGAGGCUUUCGAUUGUAGUUUUCUCUCAAAACUAUGCUUCUUCCACUUGGUGCUUGAAGGAACUCGUGCAAAUCCUGGAAUGCAGUACCAAUAACCAGAUUGUACUCCCCAUUUUCUAUGAAGUUGAUCCGUCUGAUGUUCGUAAACUCAAGAAAAGUUUCGCGGAAGCUUUUGCUCAGCACGAUAUCGAUUCUAACGCCGAAAUAGAGGAGGUUCGGAGCUGGAGAUCCGCUCUUACAACUGCCACCAGUUUAGCCGGCUGGGAUUCGCGAAACUAUGAGAAUGAUGUGGUGCUUAUUGAGGAAAUUGUAGAAGAUGUUUAUAGGAAAUUGAUAGACAUCUCAUCAACAUCAAGCAAAGAUAAUGGCUUGGUUGACAUGGAUUCUCACAUGCAUGAAAUGCAUUUAUUAUUAUAUCCUCCCGGAGGUGAAACGAAUAAUGUUCGCGUUGUUGGAAUAUGGGGUAUGGGUGGUUUAGGCAAAACAACCAUCGCUAGAACUGUUUAUGAUGAAAUCUCUUGUCGAUUUGAAGCUGGUUGCUUUCUUAAAAAUGUCAAGGAGGGUUUCAUGAAGCAGGGUGAACUACAUAUGCAGACACUACUUCUAUCUAGUAUCUCAGACAACAAGGUGGGGAUUUCUGACAUAUUGAGUAAAGGUUUCCAGGUGAUGUUAAAAAGCCUUGGUCAGAGAAAAGUUCUUAUUGUUGUUGAUGAUGUGGACAAAUUAGAACAAAUUGAAGCUUUACUUGGAGAGCAACAUUCCUUUGGUGGUGGAAGUAGGAUUAUUAUAACAAGUAGAGAUUCGCAGUUACUAAGCAUAGCUGAUGUGAUAUAUAAUCCCAAGACUUUGAGUGAUUCUGGAGCUCUGAAACUCUUUAGGCAGCACGCCUUCAGAAAUGACCAACCCACUAGAGAUUAUGAUGAUCUCUCGAAUCGUGUUGUAGAAUAUGCUCAAGGUCUGCCUUUAGCCCUCAAAGUCUUGGGAGCUUUUUUGCAUAAAAAAACCAUACGCGUGUGGGAAGGUGAGUUGGAAAAAAUAAGGAAAAUCCCACAAAGGGGAGUUCAUGAUGUGCUUAAAACAAGCUUCGAUGGACUAGAUGACACGCAGAAGGACAUCUUUCUAGAUAUUGCAUGUUUCUUUAAAGGGAUGAAGGAAGACCAGGCAACUGAAAUUCUGGACAGUUGUGGUUUCCAUCCUCAUACAGGAAUAAAAGUUCUAAUCGAUCGAUCUCUCAUAACUGUCUCAAGGUUGGGGGAAUUGGAGAUGCAUGAUUCAUUAGAGGAAAUGGGUUGGGAAAUUGUCCGCCAAGAAUCUAUCAAAGAUCCUGGGAGACGAAGUAGGUUGUGGAGUUAUGAAGAUGUUCGUCAGGUGCUAACUGAAAAUGCGGCUACAAAAACAGUUGAAAGCAUAAUUGUGGAUUUCUCGUACUCAGGCUGGCCAUGCUUAAAUGCUGAAGCUUUUGGUAGAAUGACUCAACUAAGACUUCUCAAGAUCAGUCAUAGGCACUUAAAUGCUGAAUCUGUUGUUAGAAGGACUCAACGAAGACUUCUCAAGAUCAGUCAUCAUAGGAACUUAAAUGCUGAAGCUGUUGUUGGAAGGACUCAACAAAGACUUCUCGAGAUCAGUCAUAGGCACUUCGUUUUUAAAGAUGAGUACUGCAAACAAUACCUGUUUGGGUCCUUAAAGUUGCUUAACCUGAGGUAUCUCUCCUGGCUUGAUUUCCCUCUCAAGUCUUUGCCAUCCAACUUUCAAUUCGAAAAUCUUGUUGAACUUGACAUGCAAUAUAGUCUCAUUGAUCGACUUUGGGAAGGAACCCAGACGCAGGAAAAGUUGAAAUUCAUCAAUUUAAGUCAUUGUCAAUCCCUUAAGGAAACCCCUGACUUCACAAAUGUGCCAAAUCUUGAGAGGCUAAUUGUUCGAAGUUGUAUAAGCUUAGUUGAGGUUCACGCGUCUAUUUCGACUCUUACAAACCUUGUUUUAUUGGAUCUGAAUUGGUGCGCGGAACUUAAGAUUCUACCCAGCAAAAUUCGUAUGAGAUCUCUCAAAACCUUUGAUCUUUCUGGCUGCUCCAAUCUUGAGAUGUUUCCAGAGAUUUCAAAAGGUAUGGAGGAGUUAGAAAAACUUAAUUUAUCCUAUUCAAAAAUUAAAGAACUGCCCCCAUCAAUUAAUAAUCUCACGGGGUUGAGUCAUUUGAACCUAUCACAUUGCAAGGAACUUAAGAUUCUACCUAGCAAAAUUCGUAUGAGAUCUCUCAAAACCUUUAAUCUUCUUGGCUGCUCCAGUCUCGAGAUGUUUCCAGAGAUUUCAAAAGGUAUGAAAGAGUUAGAAGAACUUAAUUUAUCCAGGUCAAAAAUUAAAGAACUGCCCCCAUCAAUUAAUAAUCUCACGGGGUUGAGUCAUUUGAACCUAUCAAAUUGCAAGGAACUUAAGAUUCUACCCAGCAAAAUUCGUAUGAGAUCUCUCAAAACCUUUAAUCUUUCUCGCUGCUCUAGUCUUGAGAUGUUUCCAGAGAUUUCGGAAGGUAUGGAGGAGUUAGAAGAGCUUAAUUUAUCCUGGUCAAAAAUUAAAGAACUGCCCCUGUCAAUUAAUAAUCUCACAGGGUUGAGUCAUUUCAACCUAAAAGAUUGCAAGGAACUUAAGAGUCUUCCCAGCUGCAUUCAUAUGAAGUGUCUGAAAACCUUUAAUCUUUAUGAUUGCUCCAGCCUUGAGAUGUUUCCAUCGAUUUCAGAAGGUAUUGAGGGGUUAGAAGAGCUUGAUUUAUCCGGGUCAAAAAUUAAAGAACUACCCUCGUCAAUUAAUAAUCUCACGGGGUUGAAUCAUUUGAACCUAUCAAAUUGUCAAAAACUUAAGAGUCUUCCAAGCAGCAUUCGUAUGAAAUCUCUCAAAACCUUUUAUUUUUAUGGUUGUUGGAAUCUUGAGAUGUUUCCAGAUAUUUCAGAAGUGAUUGAGGGGUUAAAAAUUCUUGAUUUAUCAUGGUCAAAAAUUAAAGAAUUGCCAUCAUCAAUUAAUAAUCUCACAGGAUUGAAUCAUUUGAAACUAAAAAAUUACAAGGAACUUAAGAGUCUUCCAAGCAGCAUUUGUCAGCUCAAGUCCCUUGUCUCUCUCUCUCUUUCCGGUUGUACAAAAUUUGAGGUGUUUCCAAGCAUUAAAGAAGAUAUGGAAGGAUUAAGAGAGCUUUUCUUGGAUGGAACAUCUAUCAAAGAGCUUUCCCCCUGGAUUGAACGGCUUACGGGGCUUCAGUAUUUAAAUCUGAUACACUGCAAAAGCCUUGUAGGUAUUCCCGACACGCUCCGUGUUCGCCCCAACCCUCCAAUUUCUAGGGGUUUUGGGUACUCUGUUUGAAGCAAUCAAUCGGACACUAUGCCCCAUUGCGGCGGCUUUGGUGGAAUUGGCGUUGUCAGAUGGCUAGCCACGGCCGCAUAUUUUGAAAUCCCAAGAGGUGGCAUUUUCCAAGGAGAGGUACAUAACUCCACCGCCGGAUUCUAUUGAUUUGUGCUUGUGCAGAAACUGUGAAGAUGUUGGUAUGUCAAUUCCCGUUGCUAACUUGCUAAUGCCACCGUUGCUCCUCCAAUUUGGGUGAAAGGGAAGAUAUAUGAGAUUGGAUCGUCUGGAAUUGGCAGUCUAAAAGGGCGCAUCAAGAGGAGGAAUAAAUAAAAGCCUUAACGAUUUCAUCUUCCUAUUUGGAAGAAUGUCACUUCUUCCUUUGCAAAUCGCGACAGCGGCGACCAGAGCCUUUCUUCCAGACCAGUGCCCUUCCGUCCCAGCUUUCCUCAUCAGCCUCUUGACCUCCGAAAUCGCCUAAAACUCGACUGAAUUUUACAGAAUCGGUUGCCGUCAUUCACCGCUACAGUCCCUCACUGCACAGCUCAUUGAGCUUUCUGGGUGCUCUUGCUCCGAGCACACAAUUCAGACGAAAGAUGGGUACUUCCUGGAUUUGAGAUGUGAAGGACUAACAGGAGUCGUGUUUGUUAGUGUAAUUUCUGUACGGUUGAGAUGUGAAGAACUAAUGAGAUUGCUCUGGUGGGGAUUGUUCCCCGUAACUGAUACGUGAGUAAAAUAUUGAUUCUCUGGACGCCUGAUUAGUGAAAAGCCUUACUUUCAUAGCUCCUUCUAAUUUUUUCAACAUAUUGGUCCUACUAAGUUGAUUAUUUUAAAUUUUGAAUGUAUAGCUCACUAUUUGGUGCCCCCUGAUCUGAAGUUUUCAGGUUCUGUUGAAAUUUCCUUUCUUGAAACUAACUAUUGUGUAAAUUGAUGAACAUCCAUCGGAUACAUUUUAAAUUAGGCUCUAACCAGGUGAUGCAUGGUUCUUAAAUUCUCCAGAAGAAUCGCUGGAAUUUGUCUUUGCAGAUGAAGGUUUCUAUGUAUGGGUAGGAAUUGUGCGUCAAACACAUUGGAGUUAGGGGCACAUCUUUAUCAGAAAAGAAUAAGAUUUAUGCUUUACUGUAGGAUUUUUGGGAUUGGAGUUGGCAGGAAUUGGCUCGAUUUGAUCUGUCAGAAAUGAUACGCUGCAUAUAUUCGACAACAAGCUCCGAAGUCUUUGUUGUUGGACAUUCACAGGGAACAAUCAUGUCUUUAGCUGCUCUCACCCAGCCGGAUAUAGCUGAAGAAGUGGUUGAAGCCGCCGCUCUUUUCUGCCCAAUAUCAUACUUGGGAGCAUAUCACUUCAGAAUUUGUUAUCUUCUGCACAUUAUAUGCAGCGAAUGGGUAGUCAACCUUUUGGAUUCAAUAUGUGAUGGCUAUGUUAACUGCUUGGAGUGGUUGUAUUUGAUUUUGCUUUUGAUUGUCGAGGUUUCAGUACUAUGUUCCCAUGUUGUAUGUUUUUUUGUUUUCAGAGUAAUAUAAUAUGGGCGUGAGGGCCUAGCCCCCCGGCUUCGACUGGGUUCCAACCCUCUUUAAA
Molecule: messenger RNA, 5245 nt
Organism: Malus domestica (apple)
Lineage: Eukaryota; Viridiplantae; Streptophyta; Magnoliopsida; Rosales; Rosaceae
Source: RefSeq, a predicted model, not a curated record